Messenger RNA from Malaclemys terrapin pileata, 4128 nucleotides. RefSeq names its product epsin 3 (gene EPN3). Gene Ontology annotation, biological process: endocytosis. The record is from RefSeq and is a predicted model, not a curated record. The transcript is spliced from 12 exons. Bases 650 to 2593 code for a protein of 647 amino acids. NCBI's taxonomy places the organism in Eukaryota, Metazoa, Chordata, Testudines, Emydidae. Gene Ontology annotation, cellular component: clathrin vesicle coat; plasma membrane; endosome. Gene Ontology annotation, molecular function: clathrin binding; phospholipid binding.
GCAAGGAGCAGAGAGAUUUCUGACAGUCUCAGGGAAUAACUACAGCAUCCACCUCCGAGCACACACUGCCUGGUCCCCGGGGGGAGCAGCGAGGAAGGGAUGUAGCCCUUUCUGGAUUGGAUGGAUUUAGGAACUCUGGGAUUGAACCUGCACCAAGCCUGGACAGUCAGCUGCAGGGACCAGUAUAAGGGCUGAUCGGAGCACCGUCUGCCGAUUGCACUCUGCAGAGCCGGGGAAGCUGCUCAGAGUCACAGAGACAAGAGAGGAAGCCAGUGCCAGAGAGCUCAGGCAGCCCACUGCAGGAGGGCCCGAAGUUUCUGAGAUGAGGCUGCUUCAGGAUGACUGAGGACACCUGCCCUGGGACGGAAGUGGUGGUGCCCCUCUGCCUGUGAAAUACCCUCCACACAGGAGAAGGGCCUGGAGUUCCAGACGUCUGGGAAGGGAAAAGAAGAUCCCGGGGGAUUAUGUAAUUCCCCAAGCUAUCGCAGAUCUGAAUGGAGACAUAUGCAGCCGAGGGGAUCAACGUAAAACCUAGUGAGGUAGAACUCUUUCACUGGUGAAGUUGGAACGGUGACUUUCCCACUGGGUCCCAGACUGUUUAUUCCUCAGUUCUUCAUUGCCCGUUGUGGACUUUCUGCAAGGUUCAGCUAUGACUACCUCUGCCUUGCGCCGGCAGGUAAAAAACAUUGUGCACAAUUAUUCGGAGGCGGAGAUCAAGGUGCGUGAGGCGACCUCCAAUGACUCCUGGGGCCCACCCAGCUCCCUGAUGUCUGAGAUUGCAGAUCUGACCUUCAACACGGUGGCUUUCGCGGAGAUCAUGGGGAUGAUCUGGAGGCGGCUGAACGACAGUGGCAAGAACUGGCGCCACGUGUACAAGGCACUGACCCUGCUGGAUUACCUCAUCAAAACCGGAUCGGAGAAGGUGGCCCAUCAGUGCCGGGAGAACCUUUACACCAUUCAGACUCUGAAAGACUUCCAGUACACAGACCGCGACGGCAAGGACCAAGGCAUAAACGUGCGGGAGAAAGUCAAGCAACUCAUGGGCCUGCUGAAGGAUGAGGAGAGGCUGAAGCAGGAAAGGGCUCAUGCCCUGAAAACCAAAGAGCGCAUGUCCACCGAGGGCACGGGCAUCAGCAGCAGCCAGCAGCUCUCCUAUGGCAGGCGGACAUCGCAGUAUGGAGAAGACUAUGGCAGGCCGAGGGGGUCUCCAUCAUCCUUUAAUUCCUCUUCCUCGUCCCCUCAGCAAACCUCAGACCUGGAACAGGCGAGACCCCAGACGACUGGAGAGGAGGAGCUGCAGUUACAGCUUGCACUAGCCAUGAGUCGAGAGGAGGCUGAGAAGCAGCCGCUUCCUCCAGCAACCAGCACAGAUGAAGAAUUGCAAUUGCAGAUAGCGCUCCGCCUGAGCAAAAAGGAGCAUGAGAAGGAAGUGAGGGCAUGCCAAGGAGAGAACUCACUGCUACAGAGGGCACUGGAAGAGACCCACAUGGGUAUCGAGGAGGAGAAAGAAGAGGAUAAGAUGAAGAAAAGUCAGUCCUCUAUUGUGGAGCUGGCAGACAUUUUUGGACCAGCGCCAGUAACUUCAACCCAUGUUUCAGCUGACCCAUGGGAUAUUCCAGGUCUAAAGUCCAAUGUGGAACCAGCAGGAGCUUCUUGGGUCCCCUCUGCAGACCCCUGGGCUCCAAUCCCUGCUGCUUCCGGGGAUCCUCUAAACCAGAUGGCAGCAUCGAUCAACCAGACCUCCACAGGGCCUUGGGAUCUUCCUCCCAUAGUCUCCUCCUCCUCCUCUGAUCCUUGGGAGAAGACCCCCGUCUCUUCAAGUCUGUCAUCAGCAGAUGCCUGGGUAAAGGCAUCCCCACCUUCUAAAGCUUCCGCUCAUGCUACUUCUGCUGCUGAUCCUUGGGGAGGUGUUGUUGACAAUCCUCCCAGGGCAGCUUCAGGUGAUGUCACUUUUGACUUGUUUGCGAAACCGCCACAGCCGACAGAGCAGCUGGAACAUGAGAGCUCACAGGCCCCAUCCUCUGUCAAGCCUAACAGCCCUGUUGAUUUGGACCUGUUUGGCGACCCGAUUCCCAGCACCAAGCAGAAUGGAGUUAAGAACACAGAGGUUUUUGAUCUUGCGGGCUUAGGAGACUCUCUUACUGACUCCGACAAAGAGAGGAAAGAUUGUAAAACUCCAGAGUCCUUUCUUGGCCCAACUGCCUCCUCCCUGGUGAAUUUGGACUCCUUGGUGGUUGCCCCCGCAACCCUGAAGACUCAUAAUCCAUUUUUGUCAGGUCUCAGUGCGCCUUCUCCCACAAACCCAUUCAGCACCAGUGACCAGAUCAAACCAACACUCAAUCAGAUGAGGACCAGCUCCCCAGUGCCAGGCAUGGCCAUGGGGAUGACCAUGAACUCCAUGACCUACAGUGCUUCACUCCCUCUUCCGCUCAGCAGUGUCCCAGUGACCCUCCCCGUCUCCAUGAGUGCCUUCCCGCAGGCCGGAGCAGGGCCGUUUCCACAGCUACCCAGCAACCUGCCUCAGCCUUUGUUGCCACUGACUGGCUCUGCUCUUCCCCCCGCCUCACAGGGGGUGAUGAACCCUUUCCUCUGAAGUCUCUGGAUCUGUGUUACGUGUAGUCUCUCUUGUCCCGCCCCCAGCUAUUAUGGAAAUCUUUGCGUGUUCUCAUGCAAAGGCCUUGUGGGCACAAGUUCAUUAGUUGUGAUGGAGGAAACUAUUCACCCGAAACUCCUAACCCAACACCUGCCCAGGUCCCAGAGACCAGUUAGCAUGAAUCUCCUUGCUUGAAGUGCUAUAGAAGUACCUGCUCCAACAGUGUGGGUAAAGGACGGCUAGAUCUGCCUCUAACGGCAAUAAGGACACUCCUGUCAUCAGCUGGCAUUCCCAUGCUCUGCAGAGUAGAUGGAGGUUCCCUAAGAAAGGGCUUUAAUUAUCUAGGGCCCUCCACUCUCCAGCACCGGAUGCUGGUACAUAGAGAGCCCAGUAUGAAGCAUCUUAACAGACAUUUUCUAGUCGCCAUAGAUCUCUUAGAGAUCAUCGUGGGCCCGUCAGUGGGAUAGAGGAAUCCUUCUGUCAUCUGCAUGGAAGGUGCAAUCACUUGCUGAGACUUGCAGCCAAAAUGCUUGCUGGAGGUCAGGAUGUUCCCAGGGACAGGAGGAGUACUCCUUAGAAUCCCUUUCCUCUGCCAAGUAUCGGGGUAGCCCUGUUAGUCUGUAUUCACAAAAACAACGAGGAGUCCGGUGGCACCUUAAAGACUAACAGAUUUAUUUGGACAUAAGCUUUCCUGGGUAAAAAAAACACUUCUUCAGAUGCAUGGAGUGAAAAUUACGGAUGCAGGCAUUAUUAUACUGACACAUGAAGAGAAGGGAGUUACCUCACAAGUGGAGAACCAGUGUUGACUCACUCUCAUAGACCUUGGGAAGUAGACCAGUCCUCGCUUACAGACAGCCCCCCCUGACCUGAAGCAAAUACUCACCAACAACUACACACCACACCACAGAAACACUAACCCAGGAACCAAUCCCUGUAACAAAGCCCGUUGCCAACUCUGUCCCCAUAUCUACUCUAGCGACACCAUCAGAGUACCCGACCACAUGAGCAACAACAUCAGGGGCUCGUUCACCUCCACAUCUACUAAUAUGAUAUAUGCCAUCAUGUGCCAGCAAUGCCCCUCUGCCAUGUACAUUUGGCCAGACCAGACAGUCUUUAUGUAAAAGAAUAAAUGGACACAAUUCAGACAUUAGGAAUGGUAACAUACAAAAGCCAGUAGGUGAACACUUCAAUCUCCCUGGACAGUCUAUAACAGAUUUAAAAGUAGCCAUCCUUCAACAAAAAAAACUUCAUAAACAGACUUCAAAGAGAAACUGCAGAGCUACAAUUCAUUUGCAAACUUAACACCAUUAAUUUGGGCUUGAAUAGGGACAUUGUAGUGGCUGGCUCACUACAAAAGCAAUUUUCCCUCUCUUGGUAUUGACACCUUCUCAUCAAUUAUUGGGAGUGGCCCAUAUCCACCCUGAUUGAAUUGGCCCUGUCAACACUGGUUCUCCACUUGUGAGGUAACUCCCUUCUCUUCAUGUGUCAGUAUAUUUAUGCCUUUAUCUGUAAUUUUCACUCCAUGCAUCUGAAGA